Pedinophyceae sp. YPF-701 is the source of this 2400-nucleotide messenger RNA. Lineage: Eukaryota; Viridiplantae; Chlorophyta; Pedinophyceae. The record is from the annotation of a GenBank genome assembly.
AUGGGUGCGAAGAAGGCACCUCCUCAGGAGCUAGAGACGCGAGAGCCGCUCCUGGCGGUUCUGCUCGCGGACAGUUAUGACACCGACCUGCGGCCGAUGUCGCUGGAGACGCCCAAGGCGCUCCUUCCCGUCGCCAACACGCCGAUGAUAGAGUACUCGUUGGAGUGGCUAGCCAUGUCGGGGGUGGACGAGGUGCUGGUCAUGGCCGCUGCGGGCACGCAGGGCGACGCCGUCGAAGAGUUCAUCACGGGCUCCGAGAAGUGGUCGAAGCAGCGCGUCCCGAAGGUCACGGUCCUGCGCUCCGGCAGCAGCAACAUCGGCGACGCGCUGCGCUACCUCGACGAGGAGCACCUCGUGCGGUCCGACUUCGUCCUGACGUAUGCCGACGUCGUCACGAACGUCGACCUGCAGCCCGCGAUCCAGGCGCACCUCGACCGCCGCGCGAAGGACAAGCAGGCGAUCAUGACCGCGGUCGUCAAGCCCGCGGCCUCGGUCCAGCAGCGCCUGCGCUUCGGCGAGGCCCCGCACUGGAUGGUCCUCGACGGCGGCUCCCAGCGGCUCCUGCAGGCCGAGCUGCAGCCGCGGCGGGGCGGCGUCGGGGUCAACACCGCGGCGUUCUCCGAGCGCGACGCCGUGCGCGUGCGCGGCGACCUGCACAUGGCCGACAUCUACGUGUGCGCGCCCGAGGUACUGAUGCUGUUUUCCGACAACUGGGACUACGAGGACGUGGCGCGCGACUUCAUCCCCGGCACGCUCAGCGCCGAGGAGCUCGGGAACACGCUGCACGUGUACGAGGCGCGCACGCACUACGCCGUGCGCAUCCAGAGCCUCCGCGCGUACGACGCAGUGUGCCGGGACGUGAUCGGGCGCUGGGCGUUCCCGCUCGUGCUCGACACGAACGCGCUGUCCGGGGAGGGCGGGCGGAGCACGUCGUACGUCCUGAAGCGGCGGAACGUGUACCGCGAGGAGGGCUCGAUCGUUGCGCUCGACGUUGAGUGCUUCGCGGACUCUGUUGUGGCGACGGGGUGCACCGUGGCGGCGGGGGUGCAGCUGGAGGGGUCCGUGGUCGGGCAGGGCGCGUUCGUGGGCGCGGGGGCCAGGCUCAUCGACUGCAUCGUGCACAGCGGGGCGCGCGUGGAGGAGGGCGCGAAGCUGACGCGGUGCGUGGUGUGCACGGGCGCGGUGGUGCGCGCCGGCGCCGUCAUCGAGCCCGGCUGCGUCAUCACGCCCGGCGUCGUCAUCGGCUCGCGCCACACCGUCGCCGCGGGCUCCAAGGUCACGCUCUGCUGCGCGAAGGAGCGCCUCCGCAGCGCGCUCGGCUCGGCCGCGCAGAGCGACAACGAGGACGAGGCCACGGAGAAGGCCUCCGGCAGCGACGGCUGGGGCGGCAGCGACGACGCCUCCUGGAACGCUUACCUCCCGCCGGACUCGGUCGUCCGCGCCGCGCAGAGCGUCCGCGACGGCUGCAUGAUAUCCGACGUGGUGUGGGACCGGGAGGCCGUCGGCGCGGACGGCGCCGGGUUCCUGUGGCCCGAGGGGCCGGGGUCGGGCGACGGGUACGAGUCCGGCUCCAGCUCCACGGGGUGGGACUUUUACAGCGCGGCGGGGGUGCGGCCGGACCUGGCGGUGCCGUCGGCGGCCGACCACCAGGCGGUGGCGGCGUGGCUCGAGGAGCUGCGCUCGGACGCCAUCAAGCAGAUCGUACAGGGCCCCGGAACGGCGCAGGCGGCCCACCCCGACGCGCCCGCGGACGCCCAGAGCCUCCCGGAGGACCCUGAGGUUCACUUCAAGCGCGAGGUCGUGGAGACCUUCCUCCGGUGCGCCAAGGACGGUUUCGACCAGGCGAACGUCGUGGUCGAGCUCAACGGGCUCCGGCUCGCGGAGAACCGCACGUUCGCGGACUGCGCGCGGUACAUCUUCACGACGGUGCUCGGGCUGUCGUGUCCGGCGCCGCCGGGCGUCGCGGGGCGGGAGUUCUCUGCGUUGUACCCGACGGACCCGCCGGACACGGCGACGAAGGCCGGGCGGCUGAAGCUGCUCGCGGGCGUGCGCGCGCAGCUGAAGAAGUGGAAGGGGCUUGUGGAGAAGUUUGCGCGCGGCGAGGACGAGCAGGUCGACCUCCUGUUGACGCUGGAGGAGUUCUGCUCCGAGGAGGGGGUGUUUAGCGGGACGGGGGAGUACGGCGCGGCGCUCGGGGGGGUGUUUCAGGAGAUCCUGCAGCUGCUGUACAGCACGGACGUCGUCAGCGAGGACGCGCUGCUCGCGUGGGCCGACGAGAAGGCGCAGGCGACGGAGGACGAGCGCGUGUGGCUGAACCGGGCCGGGGCGUUCAUCGAGUGGCUCAAGGAGUCGGACGAGGAGGACGACGACGACGAUGACGACGAGGAGGACGACGACUAG